AGAAGAGACUUUGCUUCUGCAUCACAUCUUCAUACAUAGCUAGAUUCAGAAGAGCGACACCGACAUAUUUAUUCGCGAAGCAAGUGCACAGAAACAUCGUCCACACAAACACGAAGACCUCGGAAGAAAAUGGCGCAAGCAGGCGAAGUGCUCUUCCGUCUGCCCAUCGCGGCUACCAACGGCGAGAUCGUGGUGACGCAACCACAGACCCAAGUCUACCUCCUCACAUUCAACAGCCCGGCGGACAAUCGAUUGCUCCCGGAUUUCUGCAAUGCGUUCCGUCUUGCGCUAGACAUCAUCGAAGCGAAAUAUGAACCGGGCGUUCUUAUCACCACAUCCGGGAUUGCCAAGUUCUACAGCAAUGGCCUCGACCUCGAAACCGCAGUCAGCACCCCCAACUUCUUCAACGGCACGCUCUACGCCCUGUGGCGACGCAUCCUAACCUACCCGAUGCCGACCAUCGCACUGCUUAACGGCCACGCCUUCGCCGGCGGCGCCAUGACCGCCAUGAUGCACGACUACCGCUUCAUGAACCCCUCCAAGGGCUUCUUCUGCCUGAAUGAAGUCGAGUUGGGCGCGAAUUUACAACUGCCAAUGAGUUCGAUUUUCCGACAAAAGUGCACACCGCAGGCCUAUCGUUUGUUAGUCCUCGAAGCCGCCCGGUUGAACGGCCCUGCUGCGCUCAAGGAGGGUAUUGUCGAUGUCCUGGGUGAUCUAAACUCAGCGUUCAAGUACAUCGAGGAGCGGAAGUUGGUCGCUAAAGCUCAGCCGGGAAUGAGUGGAAGGGCGGUUUUCCGCGCGCUGAAGGAAGGUAUGUUCGCGGAGACGGUUGGCUAUCUUGAGAAUGAUGGGAAGGGACAGUCCAGUCUUUUGGAUGUUCCUGAGAAGGAGACCCGGGAGAUUGAGUCGAUUCAAGCCCGGGUGAAGCAGUGGGAGAAGCAAUCUAAGCUGUAG
Molecule: messenger RNA, 954 nt
Organism: Dissoconium aciculare CBS 342.82
Lineage: Eukaryota; Fungi; Ascomycota; Dothideomycetes; Mycosphaerellales; Dissoconiaceae
Product: ClpP/crotonase
Exons: 3
Coding region: 130-954 (274 amino acids)
Biological process (GO): fatty acid beta-oxidation
Cellular component (GO): peroxisome
Molecular function (GO): delta(3)-delta(2)-enoyl-CoA isomerase activity; enoyl-CoA hydratase activity
Source: RefSeq, a predicted model, not a curated record